This is a messenger RNA of Dictyostelium discoideum AX4, 3657 nucleotides long. It is a transcript of the gene forA, whose product is annotated as actin binding protein. Lineage: Eukaryota; Evosea; Eumycetozoa; Dictyosteliales; Dictyosteliaceae. The record is from RefSeq and is a predicted model, not a curated record. Gene Ontology annotation, biological process: actin nucleation; actin cytoskeleton organization. Bases 1 to 3657 code for a protein of 1218 amino acids. Gene Ontology annotation, molecular function: small GTPase binding; actin binding. The transcript has 6 exons.
AUGGCCGAUAAAUUGUACCAAAUUAAAUUGGACAUUAAAAAAGGUAAAAACAUUGUUGGCUCCGAUGGGUCGGUAUGUUCACCAUAUCUCAGAGUUACUUGGGGUGGUAAAAAACAACAAAAGACCAAAGUCAUCACAAAGUCUGCCGAACCAGAAUGGAAUUUUUCUUGUCUACUUGAAAUUAAAAAAGAAAAGAAUCCACAAAAACCAGGUCUUGAAUUUGAAUUAAUUGAACAUAAACAAUUUUCAGAGAAAGAGAUAUCAAGUACAACUUAUCAAUUACCAGAAUCAUUAAUUUUGGGUGAAGCAUGUAAUUAUUCAGUACCAAUGAGCAUUGCAACCAGCAAAGGUGACCAAAAAUGUGAGAUUUUAAUUGCAAUCACUGCAAUCAAUUUCGGUAAAGAUAAACAAGAUGAAGAAAAGAAAAGACAUGACGAAAUUCAAAAGAAAUUCGCUCAAUUAGUUGAACAAUUAGCAACUGAUUCAAAAGCUAGAGAAGGUAUGAUGAAAUUACCUUAUGAAGCAAGAGCUCAAUUAGUUGAACAACAUAGAGAUAAAUUAGCAAAUGAAAAACAUCCAGAUGAAUAUGUUGUACUUUUAAUUAAAGAAAUUACAAGAAAGAAUAUUCAAUUAGCAGGUGGUCUUCAGAAAUCACAUUCAGCAUCUAAUGCAUCAUUGGGUUCAUUAUCACCAGUUACACCAAGAGUUGAUGAUGGUUUAUCAGUUGCUGAACUUAAAAACAUAAGUGUAGCCUUACGUUCCCGUGGUUUAGAUUGGAUUCACCAAUUUCAUAAAUUAGGUGCUACUACUCGUUUAGUUGAAUUAUUAAGUUUAUAUGUCAACAAAAAGAGUCACACAGAAGAAAGUUUACAAAAACAAUUAGAAUGUUUAAAUUGUAUUAAAAAUUUAAUGAACAAUAACGUUGGUAUUGGUUACAUUUUUGGUAUUAAAGAUUCUUUCAAGACUAUUGUUUUAUGUUUAGGUUCUGAAUAUGAAAAAGUUAAUGAAUUGGCAAUUGGUUUAUUAAAUACAAUUUGUUUUUUACCAAAAAUUAAUGGUCAUAAAUUACUUAUUGAAUUAUUAAAUUAUUUUAAAGAAGAAAAAAAAGAAAGUAGAAGAUUUAUUUCAAUUGUCAAAUCAUUAAAAUCAAAAGCAGGAGUUAUUGAAACUAAAGAAACAUUGAAAACCAAAUCAAUUUAUUUAUCAUUUAUUAAUAUUAUUGUAAAUACACCAGCAGAGAUUGAUUUACGUUUAGCACUCAGACAAGAGUUUUAUUGGUUGGGAAUUAAGGAAAUUUUGGUUAAACUUAGUAAUUACACUUAUGAUGAGUCCCCAGAAUUGGAUACUCAAAUCACUGUGUUUGAGGAAGAAGAAUCAAAAGAUAACAAAGAAAUGUCUGAACGUUUCCAAGAGUUUAAAGGAUUGAAUUUGGAUAAUGUCGAUGAUGUUUUAAAGACCUUGAUGGAUCGUAUUCGUCCAAAAGGUUUGGUAGAUUGUAUGAGAGAAAUUAGUAAAGAUCUCUUACUCUUACCAAUCGAUGAUGAUGUUGGCAUUAGAAAUUGGGUUUUAGCAUCAAGAAUUAUCAAACAAAUCUCUUUACGUGACAAGAAUAUUGGUAUCGAUGAGGAUAUUCUACCAUUGGAAAACCUUUUACUCAUGUGUGAACAAGAAGCUAAAGAAGUACCAUUGAAAUCUCAAAUUGAAUCACUUAAAAAGGAUGCUCAAGAUCUUGCAAAGAAAAUCACUACUCAAGAUAUUGAACUCAAAGAAAAAGUUGAAAUCAUUAAAAAGAAUGAAGAAUUAACUACUAAACAAUUGGAAGAACAAAUUAAUAUCGCUAAAAAGAAAGAUGAAGAAAUUAAUCAAUUGAAAGCAUUGGUUGAACAAUUGAAAUUAACUCAAGGUACUGCUAAACCAGAUUCCGCUGCUGCUUCAACUAGUGUUGCUCCACCACCACCACCACCACCAAUGACUGGAGGAGGUGCACCACCACCUCCACCACCACCUCCACCUAUGACUGGAGGAGGAGGUCCACCACCACCACCCCCACCACCACCAAUGACUGGAGGAGGUCCACCACCACCACCACCACCUCCACCAAUGACUGGAGGAGGUCCACCACCACCACCACCACCACCAGGAGGAGGCCCACCACCACCACCUCCACCACCUGGCGCUAAAGCAGGAGGCCCACCACCACCUCCACCACCAUUUGGUAAAGGUCCACCACCACCUCCAGGUGGUUUUGGUAUGAAGAAAGCUGCUGCUCCACCAAGAAAAGAAGUUCCAGUUCCAGCACUUAAAAUGAAAGGUUUACAAUGGGUUUCAUUAAAUGAUAAAAAGAUUCAAGGUACCAUUUUCUCAAAGUUCAAUUUAGAUACCUCUAAAGACAUUAACUUGGAUUAUAAAGAUAUUGAAGGUGUAUUCGCUGCCAAAGUUAUUGAAAAGAAAGAAUCAACCGCACCAAAGAAAACUGGCCCAGUUUCUAUUAUUGACCCAAAGACCUCACAAAAUCUUUCCAUUUUCCUUUCACAAUUCAAAGGUAAAUCUUAUGAUGACAUUUGUGGUGCCAUUUCCAAGGGUGAUGAAACUGUCUUCCAACCAAAUCAUAUCGAUGCUUUAAUUGGUUUCCUUCCAUCUGAAGAUGACAUCAAUAAUAUCAAUGAAUUCCUUCGUGAAGAGAAAGAUAUCACCAAAUUAGGACCACCAGAACAAUUCUCUAUGAAAAUUCAUUCAGUUCCACAAGUUAAAGCUCGUCUUCAAGCAAUGAAAUUCAAAUAUGCUUAUGAAUCCAAAAAGAGUGAUCUCAAAGUUGACAUUGAUAACUUUAAACAAGGUACCCAAGAAAUUAAAGGUAGUGAAAAGAUUCCAAAACUUUUAGAGGUAAUUUUAAUUCUUGGUAAUUUCAUUAAUGGUGGUACAGCAAGAGGUAAUGCCUAUGGUUUCAAACUUAAUACCAUCACAAAACUUGCCGAUACUAAAUCAACCGAUAAUAAGCUAUCCUUGGUUAACUAUCUCACUCGUGUUGUCAUUAAAGAUUUCCCACAUCUCAAUAGCUUUGCUCAAGAUCUUGGUCAUGUAGAAGCUGCUGGUCGUGUAUCAUUAUCACAAGUUCAAGCUGAAGUUGCCACUUUGAGAAAAGAGUUUGUUCAAGUUCAAAAAUCAAUUGAAACUCUCAACUCUGGUACUGGCGAAGAAGCCGUCGAUCCAUUCAAAGUUAAAUAUGAAGAGUUUUGCACUCAAACCGCUGAAGAUAUUGAUUUGAUCACUUCAUCAUCUCAACAAAUUGAAACCGACUAUAAAGAUUUAUUGGCUAUGUUUGGUGAAGAUUCAAAAUCUGAACCAAGUGAAUUCUUUGGCAUGUUCACUAAAUUCAUGGAUCAAUAUGAUAAAGCUACCAAAGAGAAUGAACAACUCUCCAUCCAAGCCGAAAAGAUUGCUAAAAGAGAGGCUGCUAAAAAACUUAAAGAAGAAGAAGACGCUAAAAAGAAACAAUUGGCUGAAGAAAGAAAACAAAAAGGUGAAACCGUCGAAGUUAAAGAAUCAGUUGUUGAUGAUCUUUUAGAUACAAUCGCAAGUGGUGAUGCAUUUAAGAAUAGACGUAGAAGGGCACGUAAAACUGAUCAAGAUUCGACUAUAGAACCAAUUGAUUUGUAA